This is a messenger RNA of Penicillium soppii, 360 nucleotides long. RefSeq lists its product as uncharacterized. Lineage: Eukaryota; Fungi; Ascomycota; Eurotiomycetes; Eurotiales; Aspergillaceae. The record is from RefSeq and is a predicted model, not a curated record. The coding region runs from base 1 to 360 and encodes 119 amino acids. The transcript has 2 exons.
AUGAGGCUGACCCGUCUCGACCAGAUAACCUUGCGAACUGGAGUCGCACGCGCUACCAAUUGCGCCACAGCCCCAACUUGUUGGCAUAUCUACAUUAUUGAUAGCGAUGUACCCAAAAAAACAAUAAAAAAAGGAGAUGAGGCUGACCCGUCUCGACCAGAUAACCUUGCGAACUGGAGUCGCACGCGCUACCAAUUGCGCCACAGCCCCAACUUGGUGCCAGAUCUUACGGCGGUUGGCAAUACUACCCAGAAUUUUUUCAAUACCCACACAAUCUUUCCUAAGUAUUAUUGUCCUAUUACGCACAGACAAAAAAAAAGUAUCAACCGAGUCAAUGCAUAUAAAAAACGUUUGAUAUAG